AUGACUAUCGCCAAUAACCGCCCUCAAGAUGUAUAUAGCGCUCUCAAACAAACAGACGAGGCUGUGAAAAAUCUCGAAUAUGAAAAAUAUGCCAAAGUGGCACCUGAAGAUUCGGUUGCUCGCACCAAGGCCGCACUUGAAGCCAAUGGGUUUACCGUCCACGUAAAAGACACUAGAGAAGAAGCUCGUGAAUUGCUAAAGACAAUUAUUCCAGCUGGUAAAUCUGUCAACAACGCUCAUUCUACUACAUUGGAAGAGAUUGGAUUCAUCGAGUAUCUAAAGGGUGAGACUGGCUGGGACAAUGUACACAGCAAAAUAUUGGCCGAGACCGAUUUUGUAAAGAGUAUGGAAUUGAGAAGGACUGUCGGAGCUACAGUCGACUACUAUCUAUCUGGUGCAUCUGCCGUUACCGAAGAUGGAGCUAUCGUUGGUGUUGAUAUGAGCGGUACCCGUGUUGGUGGAUGGCUUGUCGCUGCCAACCUGAUAGUCGUGACUGGUACCAAUAAAAUAGUAAAGGACCUACCCGAUGCAAUCAAGAGGGUCGAGAAAUACGCAUAUGAACUGGAAUCUGCUCGUGUGCGAAUUACCUACGAGGGGGUACCAAGUUCCACCAUAGCCAACUAUGCAAUUAUUAAAAAAGUUUCAUACAAUAGAGUGACAGUUGUGCUUAUCAACGAUGUAUUAGGAUACUAA
Molecule: messenger RNA, 693 nt
Organism: Paraglomus brasilianum
Lineage: Eukaryota; Fungi; Glomeromycota; Glomeromycetes; Paraglomerales; Paraglomeraceae
Source: the annotation of a GenBank genome assembly